This is a messenger RNA of Alosa sapidissima (American shad), 1424 nucleotides long. RefSeq names its product methyltransferase like 23 (gene mettl23). The record is from RefSeq and is a predicted model, not a curated record. The transcript is spliced from 5 exons. Gene Ontology annotation, cellular component: nucleus; cytoplasm. Lineage: Eukaryota; Metazoa; Chordata; Actinopteri; Clupeiformes; Clupeidae. The coding region runs from base 155 to 853 and encodes 232 amino acids.
UGUUGAGGUGUUCCACAUGGGUCGGAUGAAAUGCGCCUUGUUUGAUAGAAGAGAGAAUACAUUGUUGUGUUAUGUAGGGAAUAAUCGCAUUUUUACAACAUCCAAUCUGCGUUGAAGUAAAGGUCACUGCUGACGUUCUUUGUCUCAAGAGAUUAUGAGUUCGCCCGAGAAUCCUGACCUCGCCCUCAAAGAAUUCACUUUCGAAGAAAACAAAGGCACACUGCACUCCCUCACUGUAUCAAUCCCAGAGGUACUGGACCCUCAGUAUGGGAUGUACGUCUGGCCGUGUGCCGUCGUUCUGGCCCAGUACGUCUGGACCCAGCAGGAGGAGAUCCAGCACAAGACUGUCCUUGAGCUCGGUGCGGGAGUGAGCCUGCCCGGCGUCGUCGCUGCCAGGUGUGGUGCCGCCGUGAUCCUCUCGGACAGCGCCGAGCUCCCCCGUUGCCUUGACAACUGCCGGCGCUCCUGCGAGGCGAACGGUCUGCGGGGGGUGAGCGUGGUGGGCCUGACCUGGGGCGAGGUGUCGCCCGACCUCAUCGCACUCCCUCUACUGCACGUCAUCCUCGGAUCGGAUGUCUUCUACGAACCGGAAGACUUCGAGAACGUCCUCGUGACCGUCUCCUUCCUCCUGAGGAAGAACCCGGAAGCCCAGUUCUGGACCACGUAUCAGGAGAGGAGUGGGGACUGGUCCAUCGAGGCCCUGCUGCACAAGUGGAGGCUGAGCUGCAGAUUUGUCCCGCUGGACGCGUUCGGCGCUCAGGGCAGCCAGAUCGCCCGGUCCGCUCUACCCGGCAGCCACACCGUCCAGAUGAUGGUCAUCACCGCCCGAGAGACAGAGCAGCCGAGGAAGUGACGUCAUCGCCGCCCGAGAGACAGAGCCGCCAAGGAAGUGACGUCAUCGCCGCCCGAGAGACAGAGCAGCCGGAGAGGACGCGGUAGUGACGUCAUCGCUUUGUGCCGCGACCUCAGACAGCCGGGGAGGCCGCAGAGGGCGUGUUUGCGUCUUCCAGUAGCGGCACACAGCGCUGGCUUAAAGCAAUGCAUGCUGAAUGCAUGCUGGGACUUGACACGAUGCACGCACAUGCAAGGGAGCUCCAGCGUGAUGACAUCAUCCCUUUGACGGCAGGGGACACCACAGUGAUGUCAUAACUGCCCAAGAAAAGACCCAAUAGGGGGCACCUGUGAUAUCAUCAUUCAUCACUAAGUGGAGGGCAGCUUAGUGAUGUCAGAGACUAUAACUGGGCCCGAGUGAGAAAGCGCCUUCUGUGUGAAUGUAACGAAAUAUAAUCUAAAUAUUUUUUUAUUUUUGUUGAAAAUGUGGCAUCUUCCUGAAUGUAACUCAAUACAAUGCAAACAGAGGGAGAUGGCAAUGUGUGUAUUUUUCCAUCACAGGAAUGGGGUUUAGUGUAAAGCACUUUUUUUUU